Neohortaea acidophila is the source of this 2022-nucleotide messenger RNA. RefSeq names its product amidase signature domain-containing protein. The record is from RefSeq and is a predicted model, not a curated record. Bases 1 to 2022 code for a protein of 673 amino acids. Lineage: Eukaryota; Fungi; Ascomycota; Dothideomycetes; Mycosphaerellales; Teratosphaeriaceae. The transcript is spliced from 6 exons.
AUGGCUUUGAACAUCGUCGGAGCCAGCAUCGACGAGCUCCAAACCGCUCUAUCCACCGGCUCAACCACUUCCGUGGAACUAGUAACGAAAUAUCUCCUACGAAUCUUCACCUACGACUGUCGAGGCCCAUGCCUAAACUCAAUUCCAAUCCUCAACCCCGACAUCUUCGAGGAAGCAGCCGCCAGCGAUGCCCGACGUCGAGCCGGGAAGGCUCUGGGCCCGCUCGAUGGCAUUCCGUACACGAUCAAGGAUAGCAUGAAGUAUGCUGGCAUGACUUGUGCUACUGGAUCGCCUGCUGUCAAGGACCUGGUGGCUAAUGAGGACUCGUUUGUCACUGAGCAGCUGCGCAAGGCGGGCGCGGUGUGUAUUGGGAGGACGAAUACGCCUCCCUUCAUGGCUUCGGGGAUGCAUAGGGGUUUGCAUGGGCGGGCGGAGAGUCCGUAUAAUUUGGAUUAUCUGACUGCAGCCUUCUCAUCUGGUUCUUCCAACGGGUCUGGAACUUCAACAGCAGCCAGUUUCGCUGCCUUUGGUCUGGGCUCAGAGACGGUCAGCUCGGGGCGCUCACCGGCGUCCAACAACGCUCUGGUGGCUUACACGCCUUCCCGAAACAUGAUCUCACCUCGAGGGAUCUGGCCGUUGUAUCCCACAUGCGAUGUUGUAGUGCCUCACACUCGCACUGUCUCCGACAUGGCCGCAAUACUGGACGUGCUCACGCGCAAAGACUCCAGAGGUGACGGUGACUUUUGGCGUGAACAGACACAUGUCAGACUCACCGAUGUAGCGCGGCCCGACAACUUUCUCAAAGCCAUUGAGGGAAGCGACGCUGUUUUCUCGGGUCUGCGUGUCGCCGUGCCCAAGAUGUACAUCGGCGGCCACGACUCCAAAGCAAAACCAACAACAGUAUCGCCAGAUGUCAUCGAGCUAUAUCGUCAAGCGAAGAAAGAUCUCGAGGCCUUGGGCGCGACAGUCAUCGAGACAGACUUCCCGCUCGUGACAAACUACGAAGACGACUCAAUCACCGGCGAAACGAACAACGUCCAAGGCUUCCAACCCGGGUGGAAUGGCAAAGAGCGUGGUGAACUCGUAGCAUACCUGUGGGACGACUUUUUGAAAUCAAACGGCGACCCAAACUAUCCCGAUCUGGCCAGCUUAGACGGCUACCAGAUGUUUCCCAGGCCGACAGAGUACGUUCCCGAUCGAUACAUGGAACACAAGAACUUCAUGAACUAUCCCGGACUGGUCGAGAUCGCACGUAAGCGGAAUGGCAAGUCGAUCUGGGAGAUCGAUGGCAUUGAGGCAGCCCUUCCUGCUUUGGAGGCCCAGCGGAAACGCGAUUUUGAGGACUGGAUGGACGAAUUGGGCAUUAGUGUUGUCGCCUUUCCGGCGAACGGUGAUGUUGGCAAAGCAGAUCUUGAGCACAAUGAUGAGAGCGCCAAGCUUGCGUUGCAAAAUGGUGUCAAGUACAGUAACGGGAAUCGUGCGCUUCGGCACAUGGGCGUUCCCACGGUAUCAGUCUGCAUGGGCAUUCUGAAGGAAUCCAAAAUGCCACUGAACCUCACUUUCGCCGCGAAGCAUGGCCAAGAUGUCGACCUCCUUAAGUACGCCUACGCCUUCGAGAAGCAGACACAGCAUCGAAUUGAGCCUCCUGUCGUGCCUCCGCUCCCUUCAGAUACACUUGCCCCCAGCAACCCUGUCGAUCGCCAACCGGCCUCCUCCGACCUCCCUCGGAUUAUUGUACAUUCUGCGAAAAAGAUUGGUGUAUCGCGGAUUCGGAUUGACGGCGGACUGGAGAAUGCCAGAGCAUCAUCAGUACAGGUCGAAGCUUACGUCGAUGGGAAGGGAGUUGAGGUUGGAGUUUCCGACUCGAGCUGGUCGAUCGAAACGGACUUCGUACCCUUCGAGCCCGCAAAGCCACUGUAUGGUGGUGUCGGAUCAGUCGUGGGCAACGUGAACGUUAUUGUGCUUACACGCACUGAAGGCCAUGUUAUCGGCGAGCUCAUAACGAUCCCGCAGAACGAUUGA